Sinocyclocheilus grahami is the source of this 7703-nucleotide messenger RNA. Its product is annotated as rho GTPase-activating protein 32-like. The record is from RefSeq and is a predicted model, not a curated record. The transcript is spliced from 24 exons. Gene Ontology annotation, biological process: small GTPase-mediated signal transduction. Gene Ontology annotation, molecular function: phosphatidylinositol binding; protein binding; GTPase activator activity. NCBI's taxonomy places the organism in Eukaryota, Metazoa, Chordata, Actinopteri, Cypriniformes, Cyprinidae. Bases 545 to 6322 code for a protein of 1925 amino acids. Gene Ontology annotation, cellular component: nucleoplasm; actin cytoskeleton; cell cortex.
GAUCGCCCCUGCGCGGCCGGUCACGCUUUUGAAUGUUGAGCCGAAGUCUCCGGCGGUGGUAAGUGGCGGUACGCGGGGCUCAGCCGACGGGACAGCACACCUCUCUUCAUAUAUUUUCGCAAACAUUAAAAUGGACGGCAGAUACGUGACAAAUGUAGCCACAUAUUCAGUCAUAUUUUUUUAAAAGUUCUGUCAGGAACGCCGCGCGAACAGCUGGUUGGUUGGUUGUAGCUAGCUGCAAAGCUAGCUCGACAAACCCCUUCCCCACAAGGAGAUUUUUAAUGAACCUUCAUAAUUUCACCUCUUUGAAGUGCAAUUUUCUGGAGCACAAACCAGUUUCAUCUGGACUUUUGGGUCUGUUUCGUUUAAAUCUCUUAAUUUCACGAUGCGACUCUCUGGCACCGGGUUUCUCAGCUGGCUCGCUGCGGUCUUCGAGGAGGAUCACUGGAGAGAGCGGUGCUGAGCUACACUGACACCCCAAUAUUCAAUUUCUCGAUUACUUCCAGUAUUCUACCACCGGCUGCUCCUGCAGUGAUUCAGUAUCAUGGAGGCUGGCAGUGGGGCUGCUGCAGUGGUGGGAAGUGCAGCUCUCGGACUGCUUGGAGCCACAGGAAGUCAUGACAUCUCUGACAGGGGCCUGAGGCCUGGACGGCACCCGGAAGAAGACGAUAUCGUUCCCGAGCUUGCCAGGAGCAUCCACCCCCGAGAGCGACCUGACUGGGAGGAAACCAUCAGCGCAAUGGCACGGAGUGCUGAAAUUCCAGAGCUGAGCUCUGAGCCUCUCAUGCGCUCUUGCAGCAGUACUGCCAGCAUGAAGGUGAAGAACGUCAAAAAGCUCUCAUUCACCAAGGGCCAUUUUCCAAAGUUAGCCGAAUGUGCCCAUUUCCACUAUGAAAACGUUGACUUUGGGACGAUACAGGGACGAAGCUGGAUCGUGAGGCGGAGCUAUGAAGAUUUCCGAGUCCUGGAUAAGCAUCUCCAUCUCUGCAUCUAUGACCGCCGCUUUUCCCAGCUCCCCGAGCUGCCCCGUUUCGACAGCCUGAGGGAGAGAGCAGAGGCAAUUUCCCAGAUGCUGAUGGCUUACCUCUCCCGUCUCUCAGCGAUUGCUGAUAAUAAGAUCAACUGUGGGCCGGCCCUCACAUGGAUGGAGGUUGACAACAAAGGGAAUCACUUGCUGGUGCAUGAGGAGUCAUCCAUAAAUGUUCCAGCUAUCGCAGCGGCCCACGUGAUCAAGCGCUACAUUGCCCAGGCAGCUGAUGAGCUGUCAUUUGAGGUGGGGGAUAUUGUUUCUGUAAUAGACAUGCCACCCAAAGAGGACACCACCUGGUGGAGAGGAAAACAUGGUUUCCAGGUUGGCUUCUUUCCCAGCGAGUGUGUGGAGCUGAUAAACGACAAGGUCCCGCAGUCUGUUACCAACUCAGUGCCAAAGCCAGUGUCUCCCUGCUCUGGUCUGCGGCCGGCCUCCUGGAGUCUGUUCCCACCCUAUUUGGAGAUGGAGAGUGUAAAGCAGGACAGUGCAUGGGCACCCGACCCAUUAAACCCCUACAGGCUGAGCUCAGUGUCCAAGAAACACGGGAAACUGAUCACUUUUCUACGCACAUUCAUGAAGUCCAGGCCGACCAAGCAGAAGCUGAAGCAAAGAGGUAUCCUCAGGGAGAGGGUGUUCGGCUGUGACCUAGGAGAACAUCUCCUCAACUCCAGCCAUGACGUCCCCCAGGUACUCAAGAGCUGCACUGAGUUCAUUGAGAAGCAUGGAGUGGUUGAUGGAAUGUACCGUCUCUCUGGGAUUGCCUCCAACAUUCAGAAACUGCGGCAUGAAUUUGACUCUGAACAGAUCCCAGAUCUGACAAAAGAUGUUUACAUUCAAGACAUACACUGCGUGGGCUCCCUGUGCAAGCUUUACUUUCGAGAGCUUCCCAACCCACUUCUCACCUACCAGCUGUAUGAGAAAUUCUCGGAGGCUGUGUCAGCAGCCACAGAUGAGGAGAGGCUGAUCAAAAUACAUGAUGUCAUUCAGCAGCUGCCGCCUCCGCACUAUAGGACUUUUGAGUUUCUUAUGAGGCAUCUUUCACACUUAGCAACCUUCAGCUAUGUAACAAACAUGCAUACGAAGAAUUUGGCCAUCGUUUGGGCCCCCAACUUACUUAGGUCAAAGCAAAUAGAAUCGGCUUGCUUCAGCGGCACAGCAGCCUUCAUGGAGGUGCGAAUACAGUCGGUUGUGGUGGAGUUCAUCCUCAACCAUGUGGAUGUUCUCUUUAGCCCCAAACUGAGCUCACUUAUACGAGAGGGAACAGGACACAACUCUUUGUCUCGGCCUAAAUCUUUGUUGGUGCCCUCUCCAUCCACAAAGCUGCUAACAUUAGAAGAGGCACAGGCCCGUACCCAGGCCCAGAUCAACUCACCCAUCACUGCAGACAGCAAGUACAUAGAGGUGGGAGAGGGUCCUGCAGCCUUACAGGGAAAAUUCCACACGGUCAUUGAAUUCCCCACUGAGAGGAAAAGACAGCCCAUAAAGUCUAAAAAGUCUCCAGUUGGCAGUUGGCGGUCUUUUUUCAACUUGGGCAAGUCUUCCUCGAUGUCUAAACGAAAACUACACCGCAAUCCCAGUGAACCAAAUGAACUCAAGACCAUGGCAUAUGCUGGAGGAAGAGGAGACACCAGUACUCUUCGGUCUGCCAAAAGUGAGGAGUCUCUCACCUCUUUACAUAACGUUGAAGGAGAGUCUAAGGUGUACAGGCCACGCAGACCUCGUUCCAGCAGUGAUGCUCUCUCUGCUUCCUUCAAUGGUGAUCUACUGGAUAGCAGACAACACUGUAACUCAUAUGACAAUCUGGGCCAUGGGGAGAGUGAUGGGGAUGAUGGACCAAUCUGUGUGCCUGCUCUUAUCUCCCCGCCACGUUCCGCUGAUGAUGUGGACUUGAGCCCUCCUGACAUUGGCAUGGCCUCUUUAGACUUUGACCCCAUGUCUUUCCAGUGUAGCCUUCCUCUGGCAGAGACUUCCAUUUUCUCACUGGACACAGAUGAAAGCAGUCUGAAGAGGAGCCUGGCCAGUGCUAGUGACUCCGAGCCAGUCUCGCCAGUCAGAGCUAAAGUUAUAAGUCAUUCUGUGUCUCCAGACCACAGUCCAGCCUUAAAGGAUAGAAAUAAACUGCCCCCUGCAUCUUUCUCAGAGAAAACUCCAGUUCAAUCUCUUGAGAGCAGUGAGAAGUCAGCUGUUGUGACUCCUCUAAGCGUCUCUGAAUCAGCUCCCUCCAUGAUAAGGAAAGCACCAGAGAGCACUGUGCUCCAGCCCUCUUCCACUCCAUCUCCACUCGACUCUCCUGCAAAAUUGAGCUUUCUGUCAAGAACCACCGAUCUGCCCCUGAGUGAAGCCAUUCAGCAAGAGCUUCUUUCUAAAGCUACUACAUUUGAGAGUAAAGAGAGUAAAGACAUAUCAAGCAUUGAAUGUUCACAGCCACCACAGGUCACCUGUUCUCAAGAGCAGCCAGGAGCCGUAGCUCUGGACUCACCAAAGGGCAAUGUCCCUGUCAGCUCUGUGUCCCUCAUACCUCCCCCUCCCCCACCAAAAAACGCUGCCCGCAUGCUUGCACUAGCUUUAGCAGAAUCUGCUCAGCAGGCCACUAUUCUUUCUCGGAGGCAAUCCUCUGGACCCCCUACACCAGUGUCCCCCAUUAGGCCACAAGGGUUACUGGAGACCAUGGACUGGCCUCCUCCUCCUUCCUUGCCAUCACAGACAUUCUUGGAGGAAACUACAGUAGAAGUGUCAAAGAGGUCUGCUCCUACGUCUUCACCACCCUCCACCCCAGCUGAAAAGUUAACUCGCUCCGUCAGUCUGCACCUCAACACAGGUGAUUGUGGGAAGCCAUCCAGCAUUUCUUGCAAUAACCAGGAUGUUGUCUCACCAGAGACCCCAAGCCAGAGUGCUAUGCUUUCUAGUCAACCUUAUCAAGUUUCCCAAACACAAAAAAGCCCAGAAAGGCAGCAGCCAGCUGUGGGCCAGACACCUGUGAGCACAGACAAAACCACUACCACAAUCACCACACCAUCUAUCAGCAGCAAGGAUACUGUCAUUCAACAACCUAGCUCUGAGUUCCAUAUGACUGAAAUGGUUAUGCCACCAAAACCCACAAAGACGCCAGAUCAACCAGUCGCAAUUCUCCAGCCUCAGCCACAAAUACAGACUCAACCUAAUGCAGCGAUUCGGUCUCAACCUCAAGUUCAGCCUCAUUCUCAGUCACAAGCACAACCUCAGUUUCAGCCCAAAUCGCAGCCCAAUGCUAGAGUUGCACCAACCCCCGCAGCACCUCUUGAUCCUGUGGAAAAACCAUGGGAAGCCAUUAAGCCUGUCCAUCCAAAAGCAGAUAGUGCUCCUCCACACCAUACUCAGGGAGUGAUGCCGCCAACGCCCCCAGUUCGUUCUAUUGAAAGUAAAUUAGCAAUGGCUGCUCUCUGCAACACUGAGGCUGCAAACCCUGCCAACUUUCAUGCCAUAUUAGAAACAUCCAUGAGAGGCUCAGUGGAGGAGACUCCCCCACAGUCUCAUCCACCUCAUCGCAGGGCUUCCACUCAUCAGACAGGUUACAUUUGCCCCUCAAAAGGGGAUGCUGCCCUACUGGAGCCCACCACAGAAGUGUAUUACCAUCAGCGGGUAUCCCCUUCAGGUCAGGCUACGAUGGCAUACCAUUACAGACCAGAGAGUGUUCCACCACACCUUUCUUAUGUGUCAAAAUCAGAGCCACAGAUUUCCUAUAGAGGCCACGGUGAUGGCCGAUACAAUACGAUUGGACCUAGGUCCUACCACCAGUCUAUCAAAUCUCGUGGCCCACUGAGAAGUGAAUACAUUUCUCCAAGCUCACUGCACCACUCCCAUGGCUACAGCCAAGUAGAUGGACCUACUGUGUACCCAACAAUCCGUAGAGUCCACUCCCUACAUGUGCCUCCCACCACCAUCCGCUCAAUGCCAGUCACAAGAACCGAGGUUCCACCAGAUGAUGAGUUAUUUUACUACCAGCGCCCAGUCUACCACUGCAAGUCUCACCAACCACCCUCUCAAGCUGACUACCACGUCACACAACUGCAGCCUUAUUUUGAGAAUGGAAGAGUCCAGUACCGCUACAGCCCCUACUCUGGCUCUCACAUUCUGGAUGCCCCUUUCUAUGAUGUGGACCAUUACGGUACGAUCCGCUUACGGCAUGUCCAUUCCUUCAGCGGUCGGGACAGUGCCCCUCUCCUUCGGACUGGAGCCAAAUCCGGAGGCUACCACUACCUUUCACGGCAUUUCAUUCCUUUAAAGGAGCAUAGCUUCGUAAGCAGAGACAUGCCACCUUACAGUGGUUUAAAAGGGAGUGUUUACUUUGCGUGGGAUCCAGAAGAAGCAGAAAGGCUUCGCGUACAUUCUAUCCGCAGGGAAAGCCGAGCAAGGCAAAAAGUUAAGGGUUCUGUUAUGUCUCAGUAUGACAACAUAGGACCCUACAUGCCAGUGGAUAUAGACAUGUUACACUUGCGGAGCAAAUCAGAUCCUGGCAAAACUGUGUUGAUGGCUACCGAGAGCAAGGAGGCCAAAUAUAAUAUUGUAUCUGGAUCUCAGCAUGCUCCCAGGCACUUGAUCUCUGAUCCAGAUGUCCUGAUGUAUAUGGAAACAGAGAAGCACUGCCAAGGAAAUGGGAUGGGGGACAAAACCACCAAACAAGGCAGCUCCAGGACCUACUCGUCCAUCCAUUCACAUCAAUCGCAACUUCCUCCACGAAGCCUGCAGCACUUACCUGAAGGUGGCCAUCUUGACCCGAAGUUUGAACCAGGGGAAAAGCAACUGAGCAGUAAACACUGGCAGGAACACUCAGAGAGCAGGAGUGCCCAACCUCGUUACGAAAUGUCAGAUUUGGAUCGCCACAUAUGCAGGGUUAAAGCCACUAGCAGCGCCAGUGAAGAUGAACAAGCAGCUCCAGUGAAACCAGCUCCUCCACCCAAGCCAGAGAGAUCUCACAGCGUUAGAGAGCGGCAGCAUUACAACCAGUCCAGUCUUCCUGCACAUCUACCAGACAAUUCAGAUAGAGACCAUAGUGGAUCCUACUCUUAUCAGUCACAGGGGCAAAGACAAAGUGCCAUUACUUUACAGUCACACUAUGACAACCUGGAUGACUACCAUCCAGUACCUCAGUCCCAAACAUCACUAUCAAAUCGAGGUGGUUCCAGCUCCUAUCACAGCCCUGGUUUCUCAACUCCACAUAGUAAUUGCGCAUACUCCACUGCCUUGGGACAGGGCGCCUUCUUACAAGCUGAGCUUUCAGUGCAGAGGCCAGAGACAGAGAUUAAUGCGGAGUAAACAGACAUUUAAUGACAAACCAGAUAAAUUUGAAACAUUAUUGUAGGUGUCAAUUGUAAUUCAUUUGAAGUUUUAACAGCCUCUGCGGGACAGUGGACUGCCUUCUGACUGUUUACAUUCGGUUUCCUUUUCUUUUUUUAUGUACAAAGAAAUGUAAGACUUUUUACUGAACUGAAUGUACCAUAAUUUCAUCAGUUGUUGAAACAUUGUGACGUGGAGAUAUAACUUGUUAUAUACUGUAGAUAUUCUGUGAUAUUGACAAAUGUUACAUGAAUCAUAACCAGACGAGUUAUGUAUAUCUUGGAAGAUGUAUAUCUGGAUAUAAGGGAUUAUUUUUGUUCUGUUUUAUUACUUUGAAAAGGUCUGGGAGUGGAUAUAAAUGAAGUGUAAAGGUUUGCAUUUUAGAAAUGCAUGUAAUCAACAUUUUACAGAACAGUUCUGUGUACCUUGAUAUAUAUAUAUAUAUAUGUAUAGUGUACUUUCUGGAUGUUACAGUAACAGUGGAAGGGAAGCCCUGUUUAAGUCAUCCUACCUUCAUUUUACACUCAGUGUACACAACUAGGUGGUACAUGAAAUUCUUAAUUUUCUGCCUUCAGGUUGGGGGCCCAAAAUGUGCAUUUUUCAUUUUGUCCAAACUGUGCCAUUACUAUUAUAUAUGAUAGGGGUUAAUCACAAGCAACUAGAUUUCUUUCUUCAUUUUAAAACUUGACAAGAUUUGACUGAAUUCUGCUUGGAUGAGUUGUUGGAGGGAUGAACAAUGAAUGCAGAUUGUGAUGGCGUAAGUAUUCAUUAAGAUAUUGGAGAAUGACUGAAGGUGAGAGUGCCAAUGUGAAGUGACUAAGACACAUUUCUCGUCCCACUUUCAGAGAAAUGUGUUAUUGACAGGGAGUUUUUAAUACAUUUAGUGAUUAAAAUAUGUCUCUUGUCUGAUCUUAGACCAGCACCUUACUUACAUCUUUGUAACAAGCUGCAUUACUAAAUUUCACAUAGGUCCAUAAACUUUAUGUAAGGAGAACCACUUGCCUGAAAAUGUCCAUUCAUUUCAUAACACUGAACAAUUUGUGCUUUUGCAAUUAGUACAAUGUACAUUGCCCUCAGAACAAAUCUGUCAGGUGGAGAUAAACCAAUAUUUUAGUUAUUUAAAAGGAGAGUUUAUGAUUAGGGGACCCAUUUUUGUUGCUUUGCGAAGUCAUUGCAUGUUACCGGUCUGUCAGACAGUAAUUAUUAUUGCAUUACGUUGCCUUGAAAAUUUGAGUAUUCAGAUGAGCCCAAGCUCACAAUGGCAUAAUUUGUAUGUUUGUAGUUGAUCCCCUAAUAACAUCUGUUUUUGUGUUUUGCCAAGUCUUAAGAAGUUUCUUUUCAUUUUGCCAGCAUUUUUAUG